AUGGCUGAAAAUUAUUCAAGAGAGUUAAAAAGAUCGGAAUUAGGUCUUAAUUUGCACGAACAUCAAAUUCUUGGUAUAAAGCAAAUCCUUCAAUGGUACAGUGAAAAACACGGCGGAAUUAUUGCCGAUGAAAUGGGUUUGGGUAAAACAUGUCAAGCAAUUGGCGCUAUCGUUUGCUUAAUUAACGGUAACAAGACAGGACGGCAUAUGGUUAUUUGUCCGCUUUCGGUCCUUCAACAUUGGCAGAAUGAACUGUUCAGAUUUGGUCUUGGAAAACUUCGAAUUGUAACAUAUAUUGGAAAUGCUGAUGCAAGGAAAGUAAUUCGAAAAAAGUUAGAAACUUCCAAAGAUUGGAAUGUUUUAGUUACAACCUAUGAGAUGAUGAUAAGUGAUGCACACUAUUUUCACUGGACAUGGUCUUCAUUAUUUAUCGACGAAGCGCAUCGUUUAAAGUCAAGCAAAUCUCUCCUUCACCAAAUUGUUCGCAAGAUGUUUGUGGAAUUCAUGGUAUUGAUCACCGGAACACCUAUGCAAAAUAAUAUUAAUGAACUUUAUUCAUUACUCUCCUUGAUUGAUGCGAACAGGUUUUCGCUUCUUGGUGAAGAGGAAUUUGUUGCAAAAUAUCGCAGCACACGUGACACUGCUGCAGAUCUUCAGCAUGUACUUUCCAAAUAUCUUAUUCGUCGAACAAAACAGAUCUUGCGUAUCAAUAUUCCGGAUAGUUCAGAAGUUAUAAUAUACCAUGGAAUAACUGAAAUGCAGAAGAACAUGUAUCGUGCAAUACUGAGCAGAAAUUAUAAAUUCUUUGAAAAUAUGGAUGAUAACAAGACUCAGCAAACUGGCAACAGAAUGUCAUUACUUAAUGUGUUGAUGCAACUACGGAAAUGUGUCGCGCAUCCUUAUCUUUUCGAUGGUGUAGAAUCGGAACCGUUCAAGGAAGGUGAUCAUUUGUUUGAAGUAAGCGGGAAAUUCCUUCUGCUGGAUCGAUUGCUCACAUUUUUGUCAGCAAAAGAUCAUCGUGUACUUAUUUUUUCCCAAAUGACUCGUGUGCUUGAUAUUGUCCAGGAUUACUUGGUUUAUAAAGGGUACAAUUAUCGACGUUUGGACGGAAGUGUACGAGCUGAAGAGCGGUUCGCUGCAGUAAAUCGCUUUCAGGCAAAUUCAGAUAUAUUCUGUUUUCUGUUAUCAACUCGAGCUGGAGGCCUUGGAUUAAAUUUAACCGCUGGUGACACAGUGAUUUUUCUUGAUUCGGAUUUCAAUCCACAAAAUGACAUCCAAGCUGCAGCAAGGUGUCACCGAAUUGGACAAACGAAGCCUGUGAAAAUUAUACGUUUGAUUUCGCGUUACACGGUGGAAGAUAUGAUACAGUGUCGUGCAGCUCGGAAACUUCAAAUGACUCGAGAGAUUUUAGAGGAAAAUGAUGCUAGAAAAGAAUUAACAUUUGCGGAAAUUUCCGAUUUGAUGAUAAAAGGCUUGAAUCGGUUAAAUAACGACAAAAUUGAAGAACUAAAUAUGGAAGAAAUUGAAAAAUUGGUCGGUAAAACCGAUGAAAAUGGUCACUGGGUUCAUGAUGAAGAAAAACAAGUUAUGAAUUCUAAACCAAAAUCUAAGAAGGGAGAGAGUGAUAUACCGGAAAAUAUUUACAUCUUCGAAGGACAUGAUUAUAAGCAAGAUGUUGCAAUUCUGCAGGAUAUUUUAAGUGGAUCUAAAGCCGUGGAACCAGUUGGAGAUAUAUUGAUUAAGCAGACCGUACCAGUCAAAAGGCGAACACAUAGACCAAUAUCGAAAGAAGAAAUGGAGAAAAGAAUCAAAAAACGAAAAGAAACAUUAGAGCGGAAGAAAAGGUUAAGGGAAGAGAAAAUUGAAAGGAAAAGGAAGAAACGAGAUACGAGAAAUGCCACGAAAUGGGUUGAAAAUAAUUACAAAACUGGUUCUUUGCCUUUUCGAGAAUUACAUGAAGUUCAUCAUGGCGACAAUAGCACAGAUUUUGGACCUCAUUUCGUCUAUGGCAGUGUUACGGACACACUAAAAAUUUCCAGUGACAAUUCAGAUUGUGCGCUUAUCGUACAUGUUGUGGAUAAUAGUGGUUUGUUUGGUCGUGGAGGUGUUUUUGAUGCUCUUAGGAGAAAGAGUCAGCAAAUAGUAGACACGUACGAGUUAGCAGGCAAAAUGGGUGAUUUGCAUCUUGGUGAUGCACAUCUUAUUGAAGAUAUUGCUGAUGAGUUGCCCACAACUCUUCUCAAACAAGAUGAAGAAUUGAAGGAUAAUAACGAUAUUGAUGAAGCUGAGCAAUCGACAUCUGAAACUUUUCCUUCCAGGAGAAAGGUUUCUGUGGUACUGUUAGUAGCACAAAAUUGCCAUAGAAGAAAUAUAAUUAACCAAGAUAUUUUGGCAAAAUGUCUCAAAAAGCUCGCAUUUUAUGCGGUAAACUCAAGCGUCUCAAGUGUUCAUAUGCCACGAAUUGGUUAUGAUAAGCGAAAUAUUAGUUGAAAUUUACACCGCAAAAAAAAAGGCGGAAUGAACGAUGAAGCUGGAAGCGAUUUUGAAGAGAAGAAAGCGGAAAAUAUGGAACAAGAAAAAAAGAAAAAGAUUGCAGAUUAA
Molecule: messenger RNA, 2601 nt
Organism: Cercopithifilaria johnstoni
Lineage: Eukaryota; Metazoa; Nematoda; Chromadorea; Rhabditida; Onchocercidae
Source: the annotation of a GenBank genome assembly